Molecule: messenger RNA, 2752 nt
Organism: Spirodela intermedia
Lineage: Eukaryota; Viridiplantae; Streptophyta; Magnoliopsida; Alismatales; Araceae
Source: the annotation of a GenBank genome assembly
AUGGUUUCGCAGACGCCGCUGCUGGAGGAGACGGACGGUGGCGGGGCUUGGGAGAGAUGGUGGCGAAGUGAGGCGGCGGAGGAGGUGACGCAGCAGGUGGCGUUCUCACUGCCGAUGAUCCUGACGAACGUGGCGUACUGCUGCAUCCCCCUCAUCUCCGUCAUGUUCGCCGGCCACCUUGGCGAGCUUGAGCUCGCCAGCUCCACCCUCGCAAACUCCUGGGCCACCGUCACUGGCUUCGCCCUAGUGGUAUCCCCCCCUCCCCCCCACACGUCUCUCUCUCUCUCUCUCUCUCUACUCACUCACACACACUCACUCACUCACUCACUCACUCUCAUUCUUCCGGAGUAAAGCCGCACGUGAUAGAGACUACCUGGUCGUUCCUAAAAAAUGGCAAAGUUUCGAAUGUUGCCAUCCAGAUUGGGCUGAGCGGAGCUCUGGAGACGCUCUGCGGGCAGGCCUACGGCGCCAAGCUAUACCGGACGAUGGGCAUCUAUCUGCAGGCGUCGAUGAUCACCGCCGUCUCCGUCUCCGUCGUCCCCGCUGUCGUCUGGUGGUUCUCGGAGCCCAUCCUCAUCGCCCUCCGCCAGGAGGCGGCCGUGGCGCACGCAGCCGCCGCGUACAUGCGGCCGCUCAUCCCGGCCUUAUUCGCCUAUGGGCUGCUCCAGUGCUUGCUGAGGUUCAUACAGGCGCAGUCGGCGGUGGCGCCGCUCGUUGUAUGCUCGGUCGGGCCGCUGGCCCUGCACGUAGUGAUCACCUACGUGCUGGUGAACCCAGCAGGCAUGGGGUACGCCGGCGCCCCCGCAGCCGCGACCGUGUCACUCUGGACAUCGUUCCUGAUGCUAGCCUCCUAUGUUAAGUUCUCGAAGAGAUUCUCCCAGACCUGGCAGGGCUUCUCCACCGAGGCCUUCACUUAUGUCCUCCCCAGCAUGCGGCUCGCCGUUCCAUCAGCCGUCAUGCUCUGGUGUGCUCUUCCCUCCCUCUCUCCCCACCCUACCCUCUCCCUCUCCCUCUCCCUUCCACUCUCUCCCAUGCAUACUCUCUCCCCAUUUGAUACACGGUGACCAUCUAGGAAGUAUUUUAAAGUUAGACAUGAUCAUAUGAUAUAAGCCCAAGAAGAUAGAAUCUUCUUUCAUUUACUCAGUCAAUUCGCUCAGAACUUUUAUGUUGAAACGGAAUUUGUGACAUUAAAUGAACCAAUGUUUAGCUUCUAUAAUAUGCAGUUCAGGCUUGUUCUGGUUGAAUAAAUCAUAGAAACACUAUCACAAGAUUUUAGGCUAAAGGCCAUAACUUUACCCGAAAUUAUUAGCCCCUACAACAUCUCUGAUCAGUUCAGAUCUACCAAUCUUGCUGAGGUCGCUUUCCCAUCUCACUUUCAUAGAACCAAAUAAAAAAUAGGCUUAUUAUUCUGUCUUUUAUGUGUGGAACUCAAACUUAUUGAUAGUUUUUAUUGAAUCAUUUAAACUUAUUAAUAGCGAAGAUAUGAUUUUUUUCUCUGGUGAUAUUACUCUCGCAGCUUGGAAUACUGGGCUUUUGAACUUCUGGUUUUACUUGCUGGUCUGAUGCCACACUCACAGAGGAGCACCUCACUAGUUGCAAUGUGGUAGGAGCCAUCUACUUCUGUCAUGUUUUAUUCAAAAAAAUUUAUUGAAUGCAACAAACUGAAUAUAGAAUAAAUACUAACUUUCUCUUAUGAAUGCAACAAACUUGUUGGUAUAUGUUAGUGUUAACACAGAAGAUGUGUUAUUCAUGAUCAUCUCUGGGUUUAGUGCUGCUGUUAGGUACGCAUAAUCACUUUCUCUUGAUGAUUUGAUAAAAAGAAAAAUAUUUAUUCUUCUAAUUUUAUUGGAUUAUAAAUUUUCUUUUUUUGAAGUACACGUGUGGCGAAUGAAUUGGGGGCAGGAAAUGUGGACAAAGCAAAGAAUGUAGUAAGAGUGGCAUUAAAGCUAUCAACGAUUCUUGCAGUGACAAUCAUCUUGAUUUUGAGUUUUGGUCAUGAUAUAUGGGUUAACUUCUUCAGUAGUAGCCCAGAUAUCUCUAGGGAGUUUGCCUACAUGACCCCACUACUCUCAAUCUCCAUACUACUAGACUCAGUACAAGGGAUUCUAUCAGGUAAUUGUCAUAGGAAAAUAAUUCAUACAUAAUAGUGAUAUUUAUUAUCUUACUAACUAUUUGUUACAUUGACGUAGGGGUAUCAAGAGGGUGUGGUUGGCAGCAUCUAGAAGCAUGGACCAACUUAGCAGCAUUCUAUGUAAUUGGGUUGCCGAUCGCACUUCUUCUAGGAUUUACCUUGAAGUUCUAUGAUAAGGUUGUAUUCUUGGGCAUAUCUUGACAACCUAAAAACUAUUGUUAACGAAGAUGUGGUUUAUAAAUAUUUUUCUUUACUGCAAGUUAUGAUUUUUACAACUAUAUAUAGAAGGCUUUUGGCACAGCAUUUAUACAUGUAGAACUUUGUGCAAUCAAUAUCAAGGUGCCACUAGAACAGAACAUCCUCCAAGGUUUCCCAAUAGUUGAUUUUAACAUUUUUUAUUUUACCUUGGUUUGAAAAUAAAAGUGUUCUCAUUUGUUCAAUAUUAGCUAAUUAGAACUAGACUAGAGGAUUAUUGACACCUACAUUGGGCUUCUUGCACAGGGACUUUGGAUGGGCUUGGUAUGUGGCCUCUUUUGCCAAGCUUGUUCCCUCCUCAUCAUUAUGAUUCGCGCUAAUUGGUCAACCAUACAACUAUCUACAGGGCAGGACAAUCUUUGCUAG